AUGAUUUCGGUGCCAUGGGACUCUCCCGAGGAAGACAAGCGCGCCAAGUACGACAGGCUGUCCAGCCUGCUGGGCAGGUGGUCGGGCAGGAGCAACCUGCGGCUAAACAACAUGGCGCUGAGGGAUGAGGGGGUUGUCAUGGUGACCCAUCGGUUUCAAGAGCUUCGCCCCCUCCACCACCUGCAGAGGUUGGAGCUAAGAAGCAACGAGAUCCGCGACCGGGGAAUGGGAACGCUCUGCGACUGGAUCAGCACGAGCAGGAGCCCGCUGAAGCACCUCAACCUCUGGAACAACGAGAUCGGGCCCGACGGGGCCGGUCGGCUCGCCCGCAUCCUCAACGCGUCGAAGCUGGAGAUCGUCAACCUGGGGAAGAACAAGAUCAAGGACGAGGGUGCGACGCAGCUCGGGUUGGCGUUGGAGAGGAACCAGCGGCUGCUGAGCCUCAACGUCAGUGACAACGAGAUGACGGACGUGGGGGGCAGGAGCUUCACCUCCGCGCUCUUGAACAACCCCUUCGUGAGAGAGAUCGACGUGGCGCAAAACAACGUGUCCGCCAGGACCGCCAGGCACCUACGAGAAAUUCUUGCACUGAGGAACAACGGCAAUCCAAACGCCUCCCAGAGGUCGACAGAGUGGGUCGUACAGGAAGUGCCGGGAGCGAGUUUGAGCAGUGACAUCCCUCUGCCAAUCUUCCCAGAUCCAGAGUUGGAAGACUCGUUGGACUCGUUGGAGGAGAGGUCGAGCCCGCACCUGAUGUUGCAAGGAAAUACGGACAUCAGCAGUCUGUCGAACACGCAGGAACAAGACAGAUCGAACUCUAGUCAGGAGGAGGAUGAUACUCUGAAUGACCUGCAGAACAUCUCAAGCAUCCCUCACUCGGAAAAUUCUAUGGAUGGCAACUCUAGCGAUCAGAGAGUACAGGAUGCCACAACAAAUGAGAUUCUGGCACCAGAAUCCAGCAAAGGCAAGAAGGAGAAAGAGUACAAGAUCAUCCCGCGAGCAUCCUACCUCCUCUCGUUUGAUGACAACUAUCGAAAAUCAUUGAUCGACAAGCACAACAAACAACGAUCGAGCAAGAAUCAUGCCAACGUUUCAAAGCCUACAUCCAAGUCCACAAGAUCGUCAAAGUCUUCAGCGUCUGCUGAUCCUCCACCAGCGGAUCCUGCUCCAGCCCUGCACAAGCCGGAAGUAAAGAAGCAGAAAACCCUCAAACUGUCAAUUCCCUCAUCGGACAACUACUGCGGGAAUGUAGAUCAGAACCAGAUCAUGGGUAUCGGCGCAAGAAUGGAGAAGAGAGACUUGCUGAAUGGACCAGCUGGCUCUCCCGUCUCUCUUCGAUUCGCCCGACGGGAUCUGUCGUGCGCGGCUGAGAGCAUGAGCUUUUACAGCUUGACGACCCUGCGGGGAACGAAAGAAUGGUUUGAAGACUGGGAAACCAGAGUUUCACAAACUGUAUCACUGAGUAAGAAGGCUCCUGAUGAUGACGAUGAUGAUGAUGAUGAUGACGACGACGACGAUGAUGAUGACGAUGAUGUUGUUGUUGUUGAUGAUGAUGAUGAUGACGAUCAAUCAAAGGCGAGGAGCUGCAACAUCUCAGAGAACAAGUCAAACAGCUGGAGACUGACUUCUUGGCAGAUCAACUACGACGCAAGCGAUCAAGGAUGGAUCUCCAACGCAACAGGGGAGCUGCUGAAAGCCGUCAUCUUCGUGCUCGGGGAGGUGGAGGGGAUAGAAACCCUUUCCUUCCUCAAGGAGGAGGAGAUCGAGAAUCAGACGGGGGAGGAGUGGCUGACGAAGUUGUCCAGCCACCUCAAGUCAUGCGGAGAGAAUUGGAUCAAGAAAAUGGCCAAGGCAGAGGAGCAGGAUGUGGAAGCGCGUGAGGCGGAGAAGGGACGCCUGCUCAGAGAUGUCGAGGAGCUCGCGAGGGAACUUGCAGCCUUGUCGGAGGAGCAAUGGAUUAUGUCACAUCAUAUGCUCGAAGACUAUAUCUUCUUGGAGAGUAGGAUCGACGAGCUGAAAACCAAGAAGAAGGCCCUUCAAGACUCGCUGGAGCGAUCGAGAGAGCAGCAGCGGCAGAUUGAGCUCCUGACCAAGGAGCUCAGCGAGAUAAACUUGUCUCGGAGCCAGGGAUAUCUCACCCUCAAGUCUGUGGUCGUUGCCGCCAAGGACGCUCUCAACACUUCAUGGGAGGAGAAGAAGGCCGGGGACCCGCCCGCCUGA
Guillardia theta CCMP2712 is the source of this 2220-nucleotide messenger RNA. RefSeq lists its product as hypothetical. The record is from RefSeq and is a predicted model, not a curated record. The coding region runs from base 1 to 2220 and encodes 739 amino acids. Gene Ontology annotation, molecular function: protein binding. NCBI's taxonomy places the organism in Eukaryota, Cryptophyceae, Pyrenomonadales, Geminigeraceae. The transcript has 20 exons.